UUCAUGAAGAAAUAAUAGAAAGCCCUUACAAAAAUAAAAACAGAGGAAGGAAAAGAGUUCAAGAAACCAAAAACGUUUUAGCAUAAUGGGAGUUCCGGAGAAGGAUCCUCUUUCUCAAUUGAGCUUACCUCCUGGUUUUAGAUUUUACCCCACAGAUGAGGAGCUUCUUGUUCAGUACCUAUGUCGCAAGGUUGCUGGCAACCAUUUCUCACUUCCUAUCAUCGCGGAAAUCGAUUUGUAUAAAUUCGACCCUUGGAUCCUCCCAGGUAUAUAUUUGAUAAGGGAUAAUGACAUUAUUUCUGUGAUUGAGAGCAAGAUGUUUAUCUAUUUGGGUUCUUUUUCUGCAGGUAAAGCAAUAUUUGGGGAGAAAGAAUGGUACUUUUUCAGCCCCAGGGAUAGAAAGUAUCCGAACGGUUCGCGACCGAACAGGGUUGCUGGCUCUGGGUACUGGAAAGCCACAGGAACAGAUAAAGUAAUCACUACCGAAGGCAGAAAAGUUGGAAUCAAGAAAGCACUUGUUUUCUACAUUGGCAAAGCACCCAAAGGCACCAAAACAAACUGGAUCAUGCACGAGUACCGUCUCCUCAACGGUUCUCAAAAGAGCCUCGGCAGCACCAAGCUAGAUGAUUGGGUUUUGUGUCGGAUAUACAAGAAGAACUUGAGCUCAUCGCAAAAAGUCAAUAUGCCAAGCUUUACGAGCAAAGAAUGGAGCAAUGGAUCGUCUCCUUCUUCAUCGUCUCACAUCGACGACAUGCUCGAAUUGCCGGAGAUCGACGACCGGUGCUUCGCCUUACCGCGGGUUAACUCGCUGCAGCACGAGGAAAAGCUCACCCUUGGCGCCACAGGCAAUAAUUUCCCGGACUGGGUCAACUCGGGGGGUCUCGACUCGGUCCCUGAGUUCGGGAGCCAAACUCAGGGGAUGACAAGUUACGAUGGAAAUGACCUAUAUGUCCCCUCCGCGUCACAGUUCUGCCACGUCAACACAAUGGUUGUGCCGGGUAACCCGACGGAGGAGGAAGUCCAGAGCGGCAUCAGGACCCAGCGGAUUGAUGAGAAUUUCGGGUUAUUUCAACAGAAUUCGAAUGUAUUCACCCACCGGUAUUUGUCGAGUUCGGGUGACUCAUUCGGAUUCGGAUACCCGAAUCAGCAAUUUGGAUUCGGAUUCAGAGAAUGAAAAGAUGUCAUGCAUUGUCAUUGUCAAGGCCUUGUGGUUUUAGUGUAGGAAAGGGCAAUUGUGUAAAUAGCUGUUGGAUUCUUUGGCUAACACUAUAUUAUAUAUGUAGUGGUAAUUUGGUUUAAUAGAUUUUUCAAAAGUGGCAAAGGUGGGAAAAAUAUGCAGUUUUGAUAAAUGCUAGGCACAUUCGAUGGUUCGAUGUGAAACUAAGCAGAAUAAACAUAGUUCAAGUAAUUGUGUGAAAGCAUUCAUAAUUCUGAAAGUUUUUUAGGAAUGUAUAUGCAUUAUUUGGCUGCAAUAGCUACCCAGGUUCACUCAUCAGCAACCUGAAUGAAAAUGUACUAAAAAGGCAUUAGCAAUGUUUGGUUUAAGAUAUUUAAA
Molecule: messenger RNA, 1555 nt
Organism: Arachis duranensis
Lineage: Eukaryota; Viridiplantae; Streptophyta; Magnoliopsida; Fabales; Fabaceae
Product: NAC domain-containing protein 72
Exons: 2
Coding region: 86-1174 (362 amino acids)
Biological process (GO): regulation of DNA-templated transcription
Molecular function (GO): DNA binding
Source: RefSeq, a predicted model, not a curated record